Striga hermonthica is the source of this 2835-nucleotide messenger RNA. The record is from the annotation of a GenBank genome assembly. Lineage: Eukaryota; Viridiplantae; Streptophyta; Magnoliopsida; Lamiales; Orobanchaceae.
AUGAGCCGAUUCUUGAAUUGCUGCUUCACCAGUCCAAUUUCAAUUUCAAGGCAAGCCCCAGAUUCACAGGUAUCACCGGACGUUAUGGAGAAGAAAUCCGAUAUCAAUGUCGCCGGUAACUUUCCGAGCGAGAAAUCGAGUGAGCAUGUAAAUGACCCCGUUAUCACGCCUUUUCCCAACAUCAUUCUUAACCAUGAUUUUUCGGAAGGACUUCAUUUGUGGCAUCCCAAUUGCUGUGAGGGCUCUGUGGUAUCCUCAGAGUUUAAUCACCCUGUAGAGCUUCCGUUCAAACACAAUAGCCGUUUUGCGAUUAUUACAAACCGGAAAGAAUGCUGGCAGGGCCUCGAGCAGGACAUUACAGACAGGGUCAAGGCAGGCACCACUUACUUGGUCAGAGCUUGGGUCGGAAUAUCCGGGGCUCCUCAUGGUUGUUCUGAUGUCCUGGCCACUCUGAAACUCGAGCACCAAGAUUCGUCUGUCGGUUAUUUGUCCAUUUCUAGAACAUCUGCUUCAAUGGGGCGCUGGGAUAAGAUAGAAGGCACAUUCUGUUUGUCAACCGUGCCUAAACGAGUUAUCUUCUAUGUGGAAGGGCCUUCCCCUGGUAUCGACUUACUUAUACGAUCAGUCGUAAUUUCCAACACUUCUUCCAGUCAAUGUAAUACUCGAGCUGCUGGCACUGUGUGUGAUGAAGAUGGCAACAUCAUACAGAACCCAACAUUUGAAGAUGGCCUCAAUAAUUGGUCUGAGAGAGGCUGUGGUAUCGAGUUGCAUGAUUCCAUGGGAGAUGGAAAAAUCCUUCCCAUGUCAGGAAAACACUUUGCAUCCACAACGAACCGCACACAGAACUGGAACGGAAUUCAGCAGGAGAUAACGGGGAGGGUACAGAGAAAGCUUGCGUACUAUGUUUCUGCUAAUGUCCGAAUAUAUGGUAAUAAUGUCAACAGUGCAAACAUUAGUGUCACAGUGUGGGUUCAGGAAGCUGAUAACCGUGAGCAGUACAUAAAUGUUGGCAGGUAUGACGCCUGCACGACAGAGUUUUGGAAAUUUCUUCUGAAUGGUUCCCCCUCAAAAGUGGUCAUAUAUUUAGAAGGCCCACCUCCAGGCACUGAUAUUCUCCUCGAUAAACUCGUCCUGAAGAAUGCCCCCAAACCCACGCCGGCAUCCCCACCAGUCAUUGAGAAUCCCUCUUAUGGAGUCAAUAUAAUUACCAACAGCAACCUUAGUGACGGCACCAAUGGAUGGUUCCCACUCGGGAACUGCACUCUCACCGUUGCCAAUGGCUCUCCACGCAUUCUUCCUCGCAUGGCUGCAGACUCUCUCGGGGCCCACAUGCCCCUGAGUGGCCGCUACAUUCUCGCAAGCAAACGCACUCAGACAUGGAUGGGCCCCGCCCAGAUGAUCACCGACAAAGUGAAACUCUAUUUGACGUAUCAAGUGUCCGCGUGGGUCAGGACUGGGACUGGGGCCACCCAGCCUCAAAAUGUGAAUGUUGCUCUCAGUGUUGAUGGCCAGUGGGUGAAUGGUGGCCAGGUGGAGAUUAACGAUCACCAAUGGCACGAGAUUGGUGGGUCCUUCAGAAUCGAAAAGCCGACAGCAAAGGUGAUGGUUUACGUGCAGGGUCCCGAUGCCGGGGUUGAUCUGAUGAUUGGAGGUCUUCAGAUUUUUCCAGUGGAUAGGUGUGCCAGGUUUAGACACUUGAAGGUGCAAACGGAGAAGAUACGCAAGCGCGACGUCACCUUAAAGUUCACCUCGUCCGACUCGAACACCCUGGCUGGCUCCUUCCUCAGAAUAAAACAAACACAAAACAGCUUCCCCUUGGGAUCAUGCGUGAACCGCACCAACAUCGACAAUGAGGACUUUGUCACAUUUUUCACCACCUACUUCAACUGGGCCGUCUUUGGAAAUGAGCUCAAGUGGUACUGGACCGAGCCCCAGAAGGGCAGCUUCAACUACCGGGACGCCGACGAGAUCCUCGCCCUGUGCGAGUCCCAAGGCAUCGAGGCCCGCGGCCACUGCAUCUUCUGGGAGGUUGAGUCCGCCGUCCAGCCGUGGGUCCGAGCCCUCUCCAAGUCCGACCUGGCGUCUGCUGUCCAAAACCGCCUUUCGGGCCUCCUCACACGCUACAAGGGUAAGUUCAAGCACUACGACGUGAACAACGAGAUGUUGCAUGGGUCGUUCUACCAGGACCGCCUGGGAACCAGUGUCCGGGCCGAAAUGUUCGAGACCUCGGCCAAGCUCGACCCAUCCGCCACCCUUUUUGUUAACGACUACCACGUGGAGGAUGGGUGCGACUCGCGCUCGUCCCCCGAGAAGUACAUAGCUCAGGUUGUGGGCCUCUGGGAGCAGGGGGCACCCGUGGGGGGACUUGGGAUACAGGGCCACAUAGGCAACCCGGUGGGGCCCAUUGUGCAGUCGGCGCUCGACAAGCUGGCCACGCUGGGGAUCCCGAUCUGGUUCACGGAGCUGGACGUGUCGUCUGAGAACGAGUACGUGAGGGCGGACGACCUGGAGGUAAUGCUGCGGGAGGCUUAUGCGCACCCGGCGGUGGAGGGAGUGAUGCUGUGGGGGUUCUGGGAGCUUUUCAUGAGCCGGGAGAACGCGUACCUUGUGAAUGCUGAGGGGGAGGUCAACGAGGCCGGGAAGAGGUAUAUGAAGCUGAGGCAGGAGUGGCUGACGCAGGCGCACGGGCAUGUGAGUGAGGAUGGUGAGUUUGUGUUCAGAGGGUUUCACGGGUCGUACGAUGUCGAGGUUGUAACACUUUCGAAGAAGAAGGUGGUGAAGACGUUUGUGAUCGAGCCGGGGGAGGAUUCGGUUGCGAUAACAGUAAGUCUGUAG